Triticum urartu is the source of this 1737-nucleotide messenger RNA. RefSeq lists its product as uncharacterized. Gene Ontology annotation, molecular function: microtubule binding. NCBI's taxonomy places the organism in Eukaryota, Viridiplantae, Streptophyta, Magnoliopsida, Poales, Poaceae. The record is from RefSeq and is a predicted model, not a curated record.
CCAGAUUGGAACCCUCCAACUCAGACACAGUCACCACCCUGUCCCCUCGUCUUCCUCGGCCCUCGCUUCGUUCUCCGCGGGAGCCGGCGAGCCGCCGCCCCACUCACUCUCUCUCCCCCCGUCCACCGCACGCCUCCGCCACGCCAUUCCCAUAUGCUCUUCUCCGGCGAGGGCAACAGAGCAUGAUUCUGUGGCAAGGUUGAAUGGCGGUGAGUUAGGGAUAUACGAGACUGUGCGGAGCAGGGGUUAUUAAUAAAUUGUGCAAGAGGCGAGCCUUGGCCGAGAUGGAUGCCGUUGUUGAUGUUGCCGAUGCUAUGGGCGCUGUGACUAUAGAGAACGGGGCGAAGCUGGAGUUGCCUGACAGUGUAGAGGAGCGCGGCGAAGAGCAUGAUGCGCAGGCCAACAGAGACCAUUCAGGGGAGAGUGAGGUGAUCAACCCGCACGAAGAGGCAGGUGGAGAAGCCACCUCACAGCCAGAAGGGAGGAAGAUCGGCCGUUCCAAGGGAGCUGCAAGUCAUGGUCCUAAGGUUGCAAAGACAAGGAGCCCAAAGAGUGGAGAUGAAGGUCUAGCAAGGAGAAGCACCCCUAGUUCCUCUCUUCGUAAGGCACCCAUUGCGCGAGUAUCGCAUGCAGACUCAGGCACUGGCUCUUGUACCAAUGGUGAUCCGAGUGUCGAUAAGAAAAAAUCUGGAAAGAUCGAGUCUCGUCCGUCUGCCAAGGAGACAUCAUUGCUCGAGGACGCAAAAUCCAGGGAGGGAAGUAAAGCUCAAAAGCAAUCAGACCAGCAUUCUUCCAUCAGAAGAGAUGAAGAAGAUUUAAAUAGUGAAAGUUCAAAAGCUCGAAGGGCUGGCAGCACUCCUGCCUAUGGAUUCAGUUUCAAGUGUGAUGAGAGAGCUGAAAAAAGAAGAGAGUUCUACUCAAAGCUUGAGGAGAAGAUUCACGCAAGAGAGAUGGAAAUAAGCAAUAUGCAAGCUAAAUCGAAGGAGACUGAAGAAGCUGAACUCAAAAUGCUGAGAAAAAGCUUAAAGUUCAAGGCAACGCCGAUGCCAAGCUUCUCCCCACCACCAAAGGUUGAACUGAAAAAGAUUCCUCCCACUAGAGCUAAAUCACCAAAGCUUGGCCGUUCCAAGAACAAAUCUGGGCUGGAGGCUGAAGAAAGUACCACCCCAAGCCAUCCUAUCCGUGUGAGCCUUGAUGAGAAGGCUACUCAAAAUGGUGCGAAGAAAGUAACCCCAUCAAACUCAGUGAAGAAGCCCCAGAGGAAGUCACUCCCGAAAUUGCCAUCAGAGGCAAGUGGCCCACUUGAGGCCACACAGCCAAAAAGCAUGGAGGACCUAAACACAGAUAAUCAUCAGGAGUCAGGGUCGCCAGCAAAGCAGCUUCAGGAAACCGAGUCGAUCGCCAGCAACGCCCAGGAGCCGAUCCGAGCUAAAGUUACCCCCGACGACCAAGAACUCGACGAACAGGCAUCCGUGUAGCAACGGCCAUGGUGACCAAAUCCUUCGAUUUUGUGAUGGCAGGUGUGCAUGCCUCUGGCUUUGUCGCGUAUUGUGCCAUAUUUCGAUAGUGUAUCUAGUGGCCUGUGUUCUAUAAUAUAAACCAACGCUUGUCUCGUCUUUGUUGAGUCUAGCAUCUGUGUUGCUUCUGUUCAUAAUCGUAAGCGAGGCUCCAGUGUCGUGUGCAACUGCAAAUAGUUUUGCCCUAUUUUCUACUGCUGCUGCUAUUGGUCCAGAUGAA